AGUUCAAAAUGUCGUUUUGAGUUCAAGGACACGUCGUAUUGAAGCAGUGAUCGUGUAUGUAUCGCUUUGUCGUUUGAAGCGCUCAUCACGCGCAAACAUGGUGAUUGUAACCAACGUCACCACCAUCAUAAGCAUCGCCUUCUCUUUGUACCGUUAAUCGAAUGUUCUCCUACCUUGAGCCAUGUCCACCUCCGUUCAGAUUCGCGACGCCGGCAUCGCCGCGGACGCAGUCGACGGCUUCAACUCUCCGGCGAAGCAGAAAGCGGCCAGUCGAAGUGCCUACGGCAUCCGCCCCCUUCUCUCCCUCCGCCGAGCCAAACANUUCCUCAGUGCCGCCAAGUUCAAGCUCUUCUUAGCGCUGUUUGCUCUCUCCGCCGUCGUUUUGAUCACCGCCAGACUCAGUUCGUGGAUGGGUUGGCACCUUCACAACCCUUCUUCGGUUACUUCAAGGGCUAGCUAUACUGUGCUUAUAAACACUUGGAGGCAAAAAUCUCUUCUGAAACAAACUGUUGCUCAUUAUGCAUCCUGUCGAAGUGCCGAUGCAAUGCAUGUGGUGUGGACUGAAAGUGAGCAACCAUCUGAGAGGCUGAAAACAUAUCUUAAUAAGAUUGUGGUUUCGAAGUCUCAGAAAGCUCACAAACAAAACUUUAGAUUUGACAUCAGUGCAGAUUAUGAGUCAAACAGCAGGUUUAGGCCAAUUAAGGACCUCAAGACUGACGCAAUUUUCUCAGUUGAUGAUAAUGUGAUUGUUCCAUGCUCUACUCUAGAUUUUGCUUUCUCUGUCUGGCAAAGUGCACCUUCCACAAUGGUGGGAUUUGUUCCUCGAAUGCACUGGCUGGAUAAGGAGCAAAAUAAUGUUGCAUAUUACAGGUAUGGAGGAUGGUGGUCUGUUGUUGGUUGGAUGGGCAUUAUAGCAUGGUUUCUCUCAAAAGGCUUGCAUUCUUUCACAGGAAAUAACUUGGAUUUUAUUAGAAUCAAGAGAUGUCUCCAUCAAUCAGGGCUAGUUUCAGGGAGAGGGUAAUAUAUAUUGAUAAAAUUAAUU
This is a messenger RNA of Vigna umbellata (rice bean), 1042 nucleotides long. The record is from RefSeq and is a predicted model, not a curated record. Lineage: Eukaryota; Viridiplantae; Streptophyta; Magnoliopsida; Fabales; Fabaceae.